Molecule: messenger RNA, 2807 nt
Organism: Zingiber officinale
Lineage: Eukaryota; Viridiplantae; Streptophyta; Magnoliopsida; Zingiberales; Zingiberaceae
Product: DELLA protein RHT-1-like
Exons: 2
Coding region: 196-2100 (634 amino acids)
Biological process (GO): regulation of DNA-templated transcription
Cellular component (GO): nucleus
Molecular function (GO): DNA-binding transcription factor activity; sequence-specific DNA binding
Source: RefSeq, a predicted model, not a curated record
ACGAUUUCGCUGCUGGCAAAUGAUUUGGAGUGCGGUGAAAAUGAAAGCGGGUGGAAUCGAGUAGUGGGAGAGGGAGAGGUGUCUCCUGAUUAAUCUCUCCCACCUUACUUCUUAGAGGUUCUGCGCGAGUUGAUUCCCGAAGGCCUCGCCUUUUCCUCGCAAGACAGCUCGUCGUGGCGCCUGCAGCCUAUCACUAUGAAGCGGGAGCAUCCAGAGGGCCUCCUCGGCGGAGGAGAUUGGUACGGCGCGCCGGUGGAGGCGGCAAAGCAGGGAAAGGGGAAGGCGAUGAUGGGAGUGGAGGCAGGGGCGGAGGAUGAGGACGUCGACGAGCUGCUGGCGGCGCUGGGGUACAAGGUCCGGUCGUCGGACAUGGCGGACGUCGCGCAAAAGCUGGAGCAGGCGGAGAUGGCCAUGGGAAGCGGCGUCGCGGCCAGCGACGACGCUUUCCUUUCCCAUCUCGCAGCUGACACCGUUCACUACAACCCCUCGGAUAUUUCGACUUGGGUGGAUAACAUCCUCUCCGAGCUCAACGCACCUCCUCCCCCUCUACCGUCGCUGCCGCUGCGUUUUGAUGCCCCAUCUCCUGUCGAUCGGCAGAAUCGAUUUCUGGAUCUUCCACCUUCUGUGUCUAAGCAAUCCACCAGCGCCACCGAGCUUCCCCUUGUUACGCGGCGCACCCCGGCGGAAGUCUACGAGCUCAAGCCGGUCCCUGCUCUACCCGCCGCGCGUGCUCCGGUACGAUUGGCCUAUGGUUCCGAUUUCCAGUUGGAUGUCGCGCCGUCUCCGAGGGAUUCGAAGAGGAUCAAGUUCUGCAGCUCGCCUCCUUCGUCGUCGUCUUCGACCACGGAUGCGGCGACCUCGGCCGCGCCCCCGCUGCCGGUGGUGGUAGUCGACACGCAGGAGGUCGGGAUCCGCCUCGUCCACGCUUUGUUAGCCUGCGCGGAGGCGGUGCAACAGGAAAACCUCAAGGCGUCGGACACCCUCGUAAAGCAGAUCUCGGUGCUGGCCGCCUCCCAGGGCGGCGCCAUGCGCAAGGUCGCCGGUUAUUUCGCUGAAGCAGUCGCCCGCCGCAUAUACCGUCCACUUCCUCGGGGAGUCGUGGGCUGCUCCUCUUUCGAUUCCGUCUCCUUCGACGACAUGCUGCAUAUGCAUUUCUACGAGAGCUGCCCCUAUCUUAAGUUCGCGCACUUCACCGCCAACCAAGCAAUCCUCGAGGCCUUCGCCGGCUGCCGCCGAGUACAUGUUGUUGACUUCGGGAUGCGGCAGGGGCUUCAGUGGCCCGCCCUUCUCCAGGCCCUUGCCCUCCGUCCCGGCGGACCGCCUUCAUUCCGCCUCACCGGCAUCGGCCCGCCGCAGCCGGACAACUCGGACGCCCUUCAAGAGGUGGGAUGGAAGCUGGCGCAGCUGGCUGAAACCAUCUGCGUGGACUUCCACUACCGCGGCUUCGUGGCCUCCAGCCUCGCGGAUCUGGAGCCUUACAUGUUGCUCGGGCAAGACACCGACGACCGCGGCGGAGCGGACAACGAUGAGCCAGAGGCAGUAGCCGUGAACUCGGUGCUCGAACUACACCAACUGCUGGCGCGGCCGGGGGUGCUGGAGAAGGUGCUGAGAACUGUCCACAAGGUGCGCCCCCGCAUCGUGACGGUGGUCGAGCAGGAAGCGAACCACAACAGAGGGACGUUCCAGGAACGUUUCACCGAGGCCCUGCACUACUACUCGACUAUGUUCGAUUCCCUGGAGGGCGGACCGGGGGUGGCAGCGGCGGACAGCGCCGGCGGGCGGGACCGAGCGAUGUCGGAGGUCUACCUCGGGCGGCAGAUCUGCAACGUGGUGGCCUGCGAGGGAGCAGAGCGAACGGAGAGGCACGAGACGUUGGACCAGUGGCGGGGAAGGAUGACCGGCGCCGGCUUCGAGUCCGUCCCCAUCGGCUCCAACGCCUUUAAGCAGGCGAGCAUGCUGCUCGCCCUCUUCGCCGGAGGAGACGGUUACAGGGUAGAAGAAAAGGAGGGCUGCCUCACCCUUGGCUGGCACACCCGCCCGCUGAUCGCCGCCUCCGCCUGGCGGGUCGCCGCCGAUCCCCUCUCCGCCCGCGGAACAUGAAGCAGCCGUGCGAUCUCCCUCAGCCGUUGGAUUUCCAUCGCUCGACCCCACGUUCUCUCCAGCAAUAAUUACUGCGAAAAAGAAAAGAUUGAGAUUAGUGGGAUCAACCUGAUCGAUCACACGUAGGUGUCAGGAAUGAGACGGUGGGGACAGCCAGGGAACACACUGGGCCCACGCUCCACUGCCAGUUGGGCUGAUCCUGUGAACAGAAGGAAUGCUGCAGCUGAAGCCUGAAAUCCACAAAAAAAAUCACACUCGCUCACUCACUGGAUGAAGAAUACACAUAAAGUGUGCGAAAUUUCUAGAAAAGAAAAAGAAAAGAUAAUGAUAGAGGAAUCACAGGAGAGCUAUCUCUUCACCAAUCGAAAUAUCAAGGCAAAUAUGCCCACACAAGUGGACCAGUGUCUGGAGCUCAACCUGCACUCUAUGAUCUUAUCGCAAUCUGUACGUUAAUUAUUGUGCAAUGACAACUCAAGCUUAUACUUAAACAGGAACAAUGAAGUCUACGCCCAUCUCAUGAGUUGGAGUGGGACAGCAGCAGUUGGUGCCCCGUAUUCAAGGAAUGACCUGAGCUUCAAAGCAAUAUCACCAUCUCUUCAGUAGAGCUGCAAUCAUCUACAGGAUUUGUCUAUUCAAAUUUAACAAAAUAUUUGUUGUUAGAUCAUUCAAAUAAUAUAGAAUCUGCAAUCUACAAUCUGUAGGAUCUA